AUGAUGAUGAUGAAGGUGAGGAUGAUGAUGAUGAUGAGGAUGAUGAGGGUCUCAGCCGAUGGUGAGGCCGAAGCCGCAGUGGAAUUUCUCCUUCCGGUGGUUGAUGAGGAUGAUGAAGGUGAGGAUGAUGAAGGUCUCAGCCGAUGGUGAGGCCGAAGCCGCAGUGGAAUUUCUCCUUCCGGUGGUUGAUGAGGAUGAUGAGGAUGAUGAAGGUGAUGAUGAUGAAGGUGAGGAUGAUGAUGAGGAUGAUGAAGGUGAGGAUGAUGAUGAUGAGGAUGAUGAGGAUGAUGAGGGUCUCAGCCGAUGGUGAGGCCGAAGCCGCAGUGGAAUUUCUCCUUCCGGUGGUUGAUGAGGAUGAUGAGGAUGAUGAAGGUCAGGAUGAUGAUGAUGAGGAUGAUGAUGAUGAUGAUGAUGAGGAUGAUGAGGGUCUCAGCCGAUGGUGAGGCCGAAGCCGCAGUGGAAUUUCUCCUUCCGGUGGUUGAUGAGGAUGAUGAGGAUGAUGAAGGUGAUGAAGAUGAAGGUGAGGAUGAUGAUGAUGAUGAUGAAGGUCAGGAUGAUGAUGAGGAUGAUGAUGAGGAUGAUGAAGGUGAGGAUGAUGAUGAAGGUGAGGAUGAUGAUGAUGAUGAUGAAGGUCUCAGCCGAUGGUGAGGCCGAAGCCGCAGUGGAAUUUCUCCUUCCGGUGGUUGAUGAUGAUGAUGAGGAUGAUGAUGAUGAUGAAGGUGAGGAUGAUGAAGAUGAUGAUGAUGAUGAGGAUGAUGAUGAUGAUGAGGGUCUCAGCCGAUGGUGAGGCCGAAGCCGCAGUGGAAUUUCUCCUUCCGGUGGUUGAUGAA
This is a messenger RNA of Cyanistes caeruleus (blue tit), 830 nucleotides long. NCBI's taxonomy places the organism in Eukaryota, Metazoa, Chordata, Aves, Passeriformes, Paridae. The record is from RefSeq and is a predicted model, not a curated record.